AGCAGGGAUGGAGAAGGGUGGGCAGGACAGGGCAGCACGUGUGCUCAUAGCAGGAUCAGGGCCCGGCCCCGUGUGGCCCUUUCCGAAGCCUUUGGGCAGAGGAGACAUUUGUGCGGGCCCACACGGCCACAGUCGGGCCCGUUUGAAACAAGAGUCUGGGCGUUUCAGGUCCUCCGGGGCCUUCAAGAGUAAUUUCCUGUCCACGCCUGCGCAGUGGCAGCUGGGCUGAGGCGAGGCAAAGGAUUGGACAGGCGCGCACGCAUGCGCCCUUGCGCAUGUUCGCGUAUUUUCCGGAAGUGAGGACUAACUAGCUGUGAGCACCGUCGAGGGGAAGCAGAGUUUCGGGCCGCCGUCCUGAGACCUGCUCCUCUAGGAGUCCUGCCCAGCCCAGCCCAGCAAGGCCCCAAGCCAUGUCAACCAAGGAAGAGAAAGACAUGGAGAGGAGUGCCAAGCGCCCAAGGGUUGAUCCAAAUCUCCCAUCAGAUGACUCCCAGAACCCAGAUGCCAUCAUGCCCGCAAAGAAUCCAGCAGUUGAUACCAGUGAGGUGGGCAGCUGUUACUCAGGAUCAGAUGUGCAAGAGGCGAGGGAGCCUGUUCAGAAGAGGACACAGGAUUUCAAAGGUAGCAUUAUCCAGUCCCUUCUGGCAAAGAGGAAGCAGUUUGAAAAGGACAUAAAUGCCUCUUUCCGAAGCCUGAACAAAAACCUGCAGAGUAUUUUCAGAACCCAACAGAAGUCAAGGCAGGAACUUCACUCCAUGCACUCACAGAUAUUUGAGUCCCUGUAUCACAAGUGGCUGGACGAGGUGGGGAGAGCAAGGGAGCAAGAAGACCACCUCAACGAUUUUUGCACAGGCCUGACAAGACUAUCGCAAUCUGUGACUGGUCAGACCAUGCGUAUAGCUCAGCAACAGAUGAAGAUCUUACAGAAAGCUAUAGAGGAUCAUGAAACCAAGAUUGAAAACGCUAAAGAUCUAUGCAAUGCAUUUUUGAAGGUCUGGUAGAGUGCACUCGUUGA
Mesocricetus auratus (golden hamster) is the source of this 1015-nucleotide messenger RNA. Its product is annotated as X-linked lymphocyte-regulated protein 5C-like. Lineage: Eukaryota; Metazoa; Chordata; Mammalia; Rodentia; Cricetidae. The record is from RefSeq and is a predicted model, not a curated record. Gene Ontology annotation, biological process: spermatid development; meiotic cell cycle. Gene Ontology annotation, cellular component: synaptonemal complex. Bases 411 to 1001 code for a protein of 196 amino acids. The transcript has 8 exons.